AUGUGGCCAUUCUCGUCGUCGUGGAAAGAGAUUGCGCAGCAGAAAGUCGAGGAGAGGGCCAAGGCUCUCCAAACCGCCCUUCCCGCCUCUCCCGAGCAGUUGGUCUUCCUUGCCGCGCCAGCCGCAGAAAUCGUGCAGCGCAUUGCAGCUGGUGAAUGGACGGCUUCGGAGGUUCUUGAGGCCUACAUCUCCCGCGCAGUCCUAGCCCAGCAAACAAUAAACUGUUUAACAGAAGUGCUGUUUGAAGAAGCUCGCCAACAAGCACAAGCUCUCGACGACUAUGUGCAGGUCACAAAGAAACUCAAGGGCCCCCCACACGGGGUGCCCGUCAGUUUCAAAGACGUCUACGACAUUGCGGGGCACGAUUCAUCCAUGCGGUACAGCAAUCAGGCGCACAAACCAGCCGCGGUGGACGCAGAGCUGGUCAGGCUCGUCCGGGAGGCCGGCGGAAUUCCUCUUGCGAAGACCAAUGUCCCGCAGACGUUGAUGUUUUACGAGUGCGUUAAUCCGAUGUGGGGCCGAACACUGAACCCAUACAGCGCUGACCACACGUCCGGUGGUUCGAGCCGUGGCGAGGCUGCGUUGCUCGCUAUGGACGGUAGCGUGCUAGGGUGGGGCACCGAUCUUGGCGGGAGUCUGAGGUUUCCCGCGAGCUUUUGCGGGAUCUACGGCUUCAAGCCGGGACAUGGGAGGCUGCCCACAGGGAGUGUUAAGGAGAAUCUUCCUGGCCUCGACGCCAUUAAGACCAUAAUGGGACCUAUGGGACGCUCAGUGGCGGAUAUUGAACUAGCCUGCCGUGUUGGUUUUGGGCAGCAGAGCGAGAACUACGAUCCGGCACCCAUCCUAUACCGCGAUAUCGAGCUGCCUGAGAAGCUCAAAUUUGGGUAUUACGUCAAUGAUGGCUUCAUCAAGAGCUCACCCGCGUCUCAGAGAGCCGUACUUGAGACGGUGGAGGCGCUGAGCAGAGAAGGACACGAAUGUGUCGAGUUCGCUGUUCCAGAUGCGGCCAAGGCCCUCAAGUUUUUCAUGUCCCUAACACUAGCCGAUGGCAACAAGACCCUGUUCUCUCCGAUUAAAGGAGACCUCAGAGUGAGUGCCUUCCUUAGUUUACAAUGUUGUCCGAAGGGCUGGGCACGUUUGCUUAUCUCAUGGGUCCUAAGAUAUCCAAUGGGCGAUGCCGUUUUCGCAGACAUCAUGAAGCUUUGUAAAACCGCCUCUGUCGAAGAAUUCUGGUCUACAAUCGACCAACAGAAGGACUAUUUUCGCAAGUUCUACAAAGAGGUAUGGGAGAAGUACAAGUUCGAUGGUAUCAUCGCGCCCGUUCUGGCAAUCCCCGCGCUCCCCCAUGGACCCGUGGCUUACAUUUCCCCCCUGUCUUCCUCGUCCUUGCUCUACAAUAUCGUCGACAGUCCCGUCGGCACAGUCCCGGUCACGCGAGUUGACCCAAACCUUGACAGGCUCACAGACGAGUGGAGGAACCAGCCAGCGGCCAGCCCGCCAACGCUCGAAGGUCUGAUAUACAAAGGCAGCAACGCCUUCUACAAUGUUGAUAAGAUGGCUGGUCUGCCAAUUGGAGUGCAGGUCGUCGAGAAGAAGUGGGAGGAAGAGAAAGUUGUGGAGAUGAUGAAAGUCGUCGACCGUGCCCUUGGAAAGCGGGGCUUUGGGCCUGGCUCUUGGAAAGCAAAGGCACAAUAAAUACUAUUUGUAGACAUCCUAGCAUUUUUUGUAACUUAUGCAUAUGCGCACCCUAAUUAUUACCAAGUCGGAUUGAAGGAUGAUGGAGUACACAUCCUAGUAUGCACGUGGGCGCAGGCAUAGACGUCUUAGUCGAUACGGUCAGCACGUCUAUCUAAGGCUGUAGUUGCUUA
Molecule: messenger RNA, 1868 nt
Organism: Phanerochaete carnosa HHB-10118-sp
Lineage: Eukaryota; Fungi; Basidiomycota; Agaricomycetes; Polyporales; Phanerochaetaceae
Exons: 13
Coding region: 1-1695 (564 amino acids)
Biological process (GO): fatty acid catabolic process
Molecular function (GO): amidase activity; fatty acid amide hydrolase activity
Source: RefSeq, a predicted model, not a curated record